Messenger RNA from Larimichthys crocea (large yellow croaker), 1964 nucleotides. RefSeq names its product sphingosine-1-phosphate receptor 4 (gene s1pr4). Gene Ontology annotation, biological process: G protein-coupled receptor signaling pathway. Gene Ontology annotation, cellular component: membrane. The record is from RefSeq and is a predicted model, not a curated record. The coding region runs from base 272 to 1492 and encodes 406 amino acids. Gene Ontology annotation, molecular function: sphingosine-1-phosphate receptor activity. The transcript has 2 exons. Lineage: Eukaryota; Metazoa; Chordata; Actinopteri; Sciaenidae.
GUGUGUGUGUGUGUGUGUGUGUGUGUGUGUGUGGGUGUGGUGUGCGUGACCCGAUUUGGCUUACUUCCCCAUCAAAAUGCCCUGCAAAAAUCUCUAUCUCCUCAGAGACUCAGCAUCACGACCAGCAGCCAGAGUGUGUGUUGUGCACAGGCAGAGCUCCCGUGGUUAGAGUGUGACGAUAGCCUGUUUGAUCACAGGAGUUUCUCACUAAUUCCCGUGCAGCUCGUACCAGCCCGGUUCAGCCUUGAUCUUGACCAGCCCAGCCGUCACCAUGAAUGUCCUCUCCUCCCUCACGUCGGCCUCCUCGUGCCCCCACAUCUACCACUUACCCAGUUACCCAGACAACACCACUACCACAACUGGAAUCAGCCAUGUGAUUCUGCGGCAUUACAACCACACUGGCCGCCUGCAGAACAGGACCAUCUCAAACACCCAGAACAACAUCAGUGCAUCCAUGGCCGUCUUCCUCUUCAUCAGUAUUCUCAUCAUCCUGGAGAAUCUGGUAGUCCUGAUGGCCGUCAUGUCCCGCAUCCGCCACAGCCAGCGCUGGGUUUACGUCUGCAUUGCCAACAUCACGCUCAGUGACCUCCUCACCGGCACUGCCUAUGUGGUGAAUAUCUGUUUGUCUGGUAGCCAAACGUUUCGCCUCACCCCGGCACUGUGGCUCUUCAGGGAAGGAAUGCUGUUUGUGGCCCUGUCAGCUUCCAUAUUCAGUCUGUUGCUGAUUGCCGUAGAGCGUUACACCACCAUGAUAAAGCUAACGCCACACAAGUCAGCCAGAAAGAGUUACUACAGGAUCUUUGCCUUGGUAGCACUCUGUUGGGUCUUUGCGCUGGUGCUUGGCUUUCUCCCCCUGCUGGGUUGGAACUGUGUGUGCAGCCUGGAAGGAUGCUCCACCCUCCUGCCUCUCUACUCCAAGACCUACAUCUUUUUCUCGCUCGUCAUCUUCUUUGUCAUCCUCCUGGCUAUUGGCGCACUCUACAGUGCCAUCUACUGCCACGUACACAAGAGUGCACAGUUUAGUCCUCCGCGUAGUCGUAACCGCUCCUUGGCUCUGCUUAAAACUGUGAUCACCAUUGUUGGGGUCUUUAUGCUUUGCUGGGGGCCACUGUUCCUGCUGUUAUUGGUGGAUUUCUUCUGUGUCUCCCGUCAGUGUGCAUUGCUGUUAAGUGCUGACUUUUGCAUCUGCCUUGCUGUCCUCAACUCUGGCUUGAACCCCAUCAUCUACACCCUGGGAAGCAGUGAUAUAAGGAAGGCUAUCGUUGAGCUGCUGUGCUGCUGCUGCCUGAAGUCUGGCCUCCUGGAGAAAUUCACAUCCAAGGAGACCAGCAGCACCUCGGGGAGCAGGAGGGACAGUCUGAGGAACAGUUUUAGCAAGAUCAGAAAUCUGAGCGUGGCCUCCCCACCAUCAACGCCUAACAAGUCUCGCAGGGGACCCAAAAAAUAUAGGCUGAGCUCGACAACCAGCUGCCUGUCAGUUUCAAGUGGUUAAACCACAACAUGCUCCCCUCCCAAGCAAACAAGAUCUAUGUGCACUGAUACUUAUCUAACGGUUUCCUCCUAGUUUUGUUUUGAAUGUUCAAUCCUUUGCUGGCAAGUACUUGCACUGAUGAUUACACACUGUCAGAAAAACCCACAAAAAAUAUGAAUUAAUCCUUAAGUGUGAAAAAAUAUCAAAAAAAGCAGGACUGUUUUUGUGUUAGAAGAAAUUCUUUCUCUCAAUGUAUUUUACACAUUUGUAGCAUUGAUAUAUUUUUGCACUGUAUAUCUAUUACUGUCAAAACAAAAGCCAAAAAAAAAAGAAAGUAUUAUUUACAAUAAGCAUUAUCUGCAAGUGUAUAAUGUAUAGAAUGGGAAAAUGUACAUACCUGUGCUGCAUUGUACUAUAACAUUUUGUGUAAGCCUGAUGUUUUAUUGUAUACAAACAACCGAUGAAAUAUGAAUAAAGUUUAUUUUGGUCUAUA